Perca fluviatilis (European perch) is the source of this 957-nucleotide messenger RNA. Its product is annotated as olfactory receptor 11A1-like. The transcript has a single exon. The record is from RefSeq and is a predicted model, not a curated record. Gene Ontology annotation, molecular function: G protein-coupled receptor activity; olfactory receptor activity. Gene Ontology annotation, cellular component: membrane. Gene Ontology annotation, biological process: G protein-coupled receptor signaling pathway. Lineage: Eukaryota; Metazoa; Chordata; Actinopteri; Perciformes; Percidae. The coding region runs from base 1 to 957 and encodes 318 amino acids.
AUGUUAAAUUCAACUUUUUCAACAUUAUCAUAUUUAAUUCUUGGAGCUUUUGUGGAUGUAGGGACUUUGAAAUACUUUUAUUUCAUGGUAACUGCCAUGUUAUACAUUAUUAUUAUUAUUACCAACACAUCUCUGAUUGUGGUUAUCUGUAUGAACAGAAGCUUACAUGAACCUAUGUACCUUUUUCUGUGCAGCCUGUUUGUAAAUGAACUGUAUGGUAGUACAGGGUUGUUUCCAUUCCUUCUGGUUCAGAUCCUCUCUGACAUUCACACUAUUUCUGCUCCCUUCUGUUUCCUGCAGAUUUUCUGUUUGUAUACAUAUGCAAAUGUCGAAUUUAGUAACUUAGCCGUAAUGUCUUAUGACAGAUAUCUUGCUAUCUGUUAUCCUCUGCAAUAUAACACUCGUAUGACAUCAAACAAGGUGGUUAUCUUAAUUAUGGUGAUAUGGUUGUACUGUUGUGUGAGAUUCUUGAUUACUUUAUCCUUAAACAUCCGUUUGACCCUUUGUGGAAACACUAUAAACAGUUUAUAUUGUGACAACUACCUUGUUGCUAAAUUGGCCUGUUCCGACAUCAAAGUUAAUAACAUUUAUGGUCUUUUUUCUAUUUCUUUCUCCAUUUUGAUCCCUUUGAUUUUAAUCCUUUUCUCUUACAUGAAAAUUCUUAAAGUGUGUUUUUCUGGAUCUAAACAGACGAGACAGAAAGCUGUCAGUACCUGCACACCUCACCUCGCUUCACUGCUAAACUUUUCUUUUGGCUGCUGCUUUGAAAUACUUCAGAGUAGAUUUGAUAUGACCAGUGUACCCAGUGUGUUUUGUAUCAUUCUCUCACUGUAUUUUGUCAUCAUACAGCCACUUUUGAAUCCUGUCAUGUAUGGAUUGCAAAUGUCAAAAAUACGGAAUACAUGCAAACGUAUCCUCCGGUAUAAGAUGUUUGUCUGUCGCAGAGAUACUAAGUAG